Molecule: messenger RNA, 3785 nt
Organism: Microplitis mediator
Lineage: Eukaryota; Metazoa; Arthropoda; Insecta; Hymenoptera; Braconidae
Product: zinc finger MYND domain-containing protein 11
Exons: 7
Coding region: 258-2249 (663 amino acids)
Biological process (GO): regulation of transcription elongation by RNA polymerase II
Molecular function (GO): transcription corepressor activity; protein binding
Source: RefSeq, a predicted model, not a curated record
AGUAAGUGCACGUCGGUACGGCGGCGAAAAAAAAUAUAAGCUAUAUACCAUCUCGUCAUAUCAUAUAUAAUAUUGUUCCUAAAAAAAAAAAGCUCUCAUCGUACGGCUCUGUGACUGUGAAUAAAAUAAUUUUAACAAAUUAACUGAUAAUUAAAUCAUAGUCAUAAUUAAACCUCCGCUGAAAAUAAUUAAAAAUAAAAAAAUGGACUGAUGGUUUUUUUCCAAUAUCUUAUACUUAUCAAAUAAAUAUCACAACUAUGUCUGUAAGACGACGAACGGAUCCUGGACCAACCCAGAGAAUAUGGGACGCAAUAAAAAUAACUGUUCACCAAAGAAGUUUACCGAGCAACGAUCGGAUAGUUCGUCACUUUGCUCGUGUUUAUAACAUGACUGAGCUGUCAGCCCAAGAGGAAUUGAAUAAAGCCGUUGAAGAUGGCUUAGUCUUCCUCAAAAAAACCCAAUCCAAGGGUGGACUCGACCAAGAAAGCUACCGAUUGCCACUGGACCCUAUGGAGACCGAUGGCCAUGACUGGUACUGCUUCAAAUGUCAAAGAGCUGGGCUCGUAGAGACCUGUCAGUCGUGCUUCCGUGUUUAUCACCCAAGAUGCCACACUCCGAGUAAUUCUGAUAAAAAAAUUUGCCAGUUUUGUGAGCAAAUAAAUAUCGAUACUUAUCAUGAUAUAAAGGCACUUAAUCAUAUACUGGGAUUCACGUGCGGUCAUCUUAAAGCUAAAUUACCUCCGGAGAUAACAAAUAGGACCAUUGUGCCAGACAGUUCGGUUAUUGAAAAACCAACUGGUGGUUUGUCCGGGCCAACGUGGGUCAGCGAAGGCGAAGAUUCGUGGCGCCCGGGGAUUUUAAUUAAAAAUCACAUGGAUCUUGCUAUCAUGGAAGCGAAGACCAAGAGAAACGAGUACAAAAAUCUCGCUGAGUUUCAGGCAGAUGCACAUAAUAUAUUACAUAAUAUUAUUGUUUAUCAUGGAGAGACUUCUGUGGUAGGGGAAAUGGGCAGAAUAAUGUACCAAGAUUGUUGCUACGACUUGAAAGAAAUUCGCCGGUGUGCAGACUGCUACAGAAUAUCAAAUGAAAAAUCUGAAAAAAUGUGGUUCUGUAUACCGUGCAAUCCACCUCAUCAGCUGGUUUAUGCUAAACAAAAGGGGUACCCGUACUGGCCGGCAAAAGUAAUGGAGAUUAAAGACAAUAUUUAUGACGUGAGAUUUUUCGGUGGACAUCACAUGAGAGCUAAUAUUGAAAAAGUUUUUAUACGCUCUAUUACUUCUAGUUUACAAAGUUUACAGCCGUCGGAAAAGGGAAAGUGGAAAGAGAUGAAGAUAAAAAGAUCAACUGCGUGGAACCGGGCGUUCGAGGAGUUGAAGCACCACCAGAAUUUACUUGGAAAGCUCGGCAAGAGUCAAUCGGUAACUCACAAUAACAACACCAGCAACAGUGCGGCAGCUGCUGACGACAUCGAGGGUCCAAAGCCAUCGAAGAUGCGACGGAACCAGGAGUCAUCGGAAUCAUCACAAGGAUCACAGGUAGCACCGCCGAACGGCGCGUCUCCCGUCAAACUUAUAAAAGACUUGAGAGUGAGAGUAGAGAGGUUGAUGUCGGAUGGAAAUUCCGAGAUACAGCUUAAUCAGGAAAAGUCGGAGAGUGCCAACGGGGAAGGCGACGGAGGACCGGAGGAGAAACCAGACGUCAACGACGGCAGCAGAAGCACCAGCGAGGAACGACAAGUCCCAUUUCUUCCGGUCGCUAUUGAUGACGAGCCGCCGCUGAGGAUCUCCAGCAGCACGUGUCCACAGGGGUUAAAAAAAGAGGGCUCCCAGGAGGACAUGGUCACGUCGAGUUCACAAGAGCCCAGAUCCAAAUGUGUACUUGUUCAAACAGAGGAAGUACAGCCUGAAACAGCUCCGGCAAAGUAUGUCAUAUGCUUCCAGAUGAAAAGAGAGCGCAGGACAUCAGAACAGCCUACGACAGCUCCAGCUUUAGAAAAAUUGCGGCGGGAAUUCGAGCUGGACAAGUGUCGGGAGUUGGAACGACUCCAGGCGGAGCAUGCCAAAGAAUUACGACAGCUAACAGAGAAACAUCAACAGGUCAUCUCUGAAAUAAAGAAAAAGCAAUGGUGUUACAAUUGCGAAGCUGAAGCAAUAUACCAUUGCUGUUGGAACACAGCUUAUUGCAGUACUGAUUGCCAGCAAGUUCAUUGGCAACGAGAGCACAAACGUGUCUGUCGGCGUAAACGUUAGCUUUACAAUUGUCAAACAAAUACUAUUAUCACAAAAAAACUGGGCCGUCAGUUUUUUUAGUCAUAAUCUACCCAAUAAUUUAGAUAAAUUAUUAUUUAAAAAAAAAAAUUGAAACAAAGAUCAAUUGAUCCUAGACAACUCGGCUAGUCUGACAGCGUCAAAGACGCGGUUAUUCAAUUUCAAACAUUAUUUAAUUUCCGUUUUUUUUUUUUUUCAUAGAAUUUUGAUUAAUAUUAAAUUAUUAAAUCAUACAUAUAGUAUAUGUAUUUAAUAACUACAUAUUAUAUAAAAUAUGCUUAAUAGAAUAAGCAAAAUGAUUAAUUAUCAUUAUUAUUAUUAUUAUUAUUAUUAUUAUUAUUAUUAUUAUUAUUAUUAUAAAUUACAAGUAUAUUUAAUGUUAAUCUAGUUUUAACAUUUUUAAAAAUUACUAGUUAAAUAUUUAAAUCUAUGAAAAAAAUUUCCACUAAAAACUUUUUUUUCUUUAUUUAAAUUAUCAAAAUAUUUAAACAAAUACAUUUAGAUCACUAUAAAUAUAUAUACACACAAAACAAAGAAGAAAAUUUUAAAUUAUUUAAUUUUUUGUUGAUAACAACAACUAAUAUUUAUAUUGGCUUAAAUUAAUUAAAGUAAUUAUUGUAGAUAACGUAGCGUUUUUUUCUGCUACAGAUAAUAGAAGCAUUUGCUUGAAUCAAAAGUUAGCAAAAAAAAAAUAUUUAUCAUUAACGCAUUAGCAAUAUAUUUAUUAUAUAAAAAUAAAAAUAAUGAAUUAUUAUCUCUUAUUAUAUAUCGUUAUUGAAAAGAAAAAGGUGUUGAUUGAUUAUCCAAAAAUAGAAGAGCUGUUAAGGACUAAGAGAAAUAUAUAUGAGUAAUUUAGUUCAGCCUUGUAGUUUAAAAAUUAUUAUUAUUUUUAUAUUAUUUAACACUUACAACAAGUGCAAUUAUUUUUUUUUCUUUCCAUUGUUGACAAGUAAUUUCUGUUUUACUUUUUUUAUUGCAAUCGGUAUACAGGGUAGAAGUUCAAGUUGAUUUAAUAAUUAUGUUUUUUCAAAUUUAUUUUUAUUCAUAAUUUAAAAUCAACGUAAUGAAAAUGAAUUUAAUUAUAAUCAUACGUUUACUUUACAAUUAUAUUAAUUUAAAAUUAUAGUGCAAUUACAGUGCUAAAAUAUAUCACACAUUUAUUUUAUUAUUGAUAAAACAAUCAAUUGUUUGUAAUUUAUAAUUUAAAAAUAUAUAAUUAAAUGUUAUUUUAUUAUUUUUAGAAAUUUAAAAAUAAAUAUCAUUUAUUACACAUGUAAUUAAAGCGCGUGUACUUGAACGGUAUUGUAGUAAAUACACUAAUCAUUUUAAUAGUUAUUAUUUUGAUUUUCUCGUUUUUUGUUCAUCUUAUCAAAUUACCGUUAUAAUUAUGAGUAUAAAUCUUAUAAAAAAAAAAAAGAAAUUAUUGAUUAAUUAAUUAAUAAAUAAAUAAAUAACAAUUUUGUUUGUUAUAAAUUAUCAUGUAAAAUUAAUUUAAUAACAAUAAACAAAUGAAUGAUA